GGAGGCCCUUGGAGAAGAUGCAGAGCCGAAGGUGGCUGAGGAGGAGGAAGAGCAGAGAAGGAGCCAUCAGCAGAUUGAGGAGAGCAGGCAGAAGCUGGCCAAGCUGCUCUUUGACGGCACGCAGAUGGUGACAAAUAUCCAGGUGGCUGCUGACUUGAGGGUAACGCAGAGGAGAGCAGAGGAGGCAGAGCUGAAGCUGCAGCGGGUGGAGAAGCUGGAGAAUGAAGCCAAAUCGAGCGCAUGCAAGUUUGAGGAGAUCACCUCCAAGUGGGCCUUGGGCAAGGAGAUGACAAUCCCGCAGGAGCUGUGGCAUACAUUGCGGAGGUCCAUGUACCGUCAGUUAGUCCGGGUCAAAACUCUGCCAGGAGCAUCUGCUCUCCUCCUCCAGGAGCUGAAAAACAAAGAUGAGCAAUACGUGCAGGCCAUUAAGAAGCAUUCAGAUGAUAUCCACCUACUUUUGGAGAGAAUGGAGGAACAGACCAGGGUCAUGCUGAAAACUUACCGUCACAAACUCCUACAGAUUGAGAAAGCUUUUGAGCUCGAACGGCGAGAGCUGCUGGACAACAACAGGAAGAAGUGGGACGAAGCCAUCCAAGCCCACAACACACGGGAGCUGGAAUACCUGCAUGCCCGUAUGAGGAAGGUGGAAGAGUUUGAGAAACAGCUGAGUCAGCUGCGGUUGGAGGAUGAGGAGGAGUAUAACAGCAUGAAGAUCCAGCUGGAGAGCGAUGUGCAGAACCUGGAGAUGCAGCUCCAGCAGAUGAAAGCCGUCUAUCAGCUGAACCAGGAGAAGCUGCAGUACAACCUUCAGGUGCUUAAGAAGCAGGACAAGGAGAACACCAUCAUCAGAUCCCAGCAGAAGAGGAAGCUCAACCGGCUCCACACCUUGCUCAAUAACCUGAGAAGAAAGCUGGCCAAACAAGAGCAGCAGUUCAGAGAGGAGAACCAGAGCCUGGCAGCCGACUGCGAGCGCAUCACGAGGCAGUGCAAGGAGGUGCAGAGGAGGAUGAGGCACUUUGCUGUCAGCGAUGCUGAGAAGUUCACGAAGGUCUGGCUUAUGAACGAGGAGGAAGCCAAAGGGCUGAUGCGGAAAGCCCUUGAUGCAGAUCGCAUCAUUCACACGCAGCAGCUGGGGCUGCCCUGGGAAGAGCCUCGUUACUGGUUCCUGAACAACGUUGGCCCCCUCGGGCAUUACAAGGUGAAGAGGAUGGCGACCAAGCUGGCUGCGGAGGUCCUGACAGAGAGCAGCUCUGGGGGACAGGAGGAGGAAGGGAGAGAGAAGAAGGAAGAAGUGGGUAGUGGAGGAGGAAAAGAAAAUACGGUGAAGGUUGAGGACAGAGUCACACCUCUGCGAAAUAUCUCCAAGACGACUGCCAAGAGGAUCCUGGAGCUCGUGAGCGAUGAGUCGGAUUUUCUCAUUGAGAGCAAGCUGCUGAGGCCCCUGCAUGCACUGGGGAGGCACAAGUGCACCCUCAUGAAGCUCGACUCCAUCUUUGCGGCCCUCAAGAUCGACAGUGAGGAUGACCUGUACCAGCUGGUGGAUUUUUUCCUGAAGUACAAAGCCCAGGAGAUGGCUGUCAGCCAGAGCCAGAGCAGCCCAGGUGGAGAAGAUGUCACGGAUCCAGCUGAGGACAGAGAGGAUGGUGGAUCUGGUGCCCAGAGGGACGAGCUCAAAUCCCCUCGGAGCUUGCUGGCCUCCCUUCCAUCUGCGUACAUCCACGCUGACGACGUCCUAAAGAUCCUGAAAGCGUUUGUGCGGGAUUUUGACAAGCUGAGGGAGAAGGACGGAUCAGCAAAGGAGGUGCUACCGCUACGGGACAGCUCCGAGGAUGGGGAAUACUGGGAAGCCCUGGCACGCGUUAUCCCCGUGCCGACGUUGAAGCUGUGGGAUGCGCUGGCGGUGGCACUGGAGGAAUAUUACGAGGUCCUCAAGCGCAGGGCCAGCCUGCUCGCCGAAGCAGCUGUCCUGCGACAGCAGAACUCGGAGCUGCGCCUGCUGCUGGAGGAGUACGUCAGCUCCGGGGUGAACAGCAAGCUGCUCUCUCCUCCCACGCAGUGA
Messenger RNA from Pelecanus crispus (Dalmatian pelican), 2059 nucleotides. Lineage: Eukaryota; Metazoa; Chordata; Aves; Pelecaniformes; Pelecanidae. The record is from RefSeq and is a predicted model, not a curated record.